Molecule: messenger RNA, 1223 nt
Organism: Sinocyclocheilus grahami
Lineage: Eukaryota; Metazoa; Chordata; Actinopteri; Cypriniformes; Cyprinidae
Product: zinc finger protein AEBP2-like
Exons: 7
Coding region: 189-1223 (344 amino acids)
Biological process (GO): regulation of transcription by RNA polymerase II
Cellular component (GO): ESC/E(Z) complex
Source: RefSeq, a predicted model, not a curated record
GGCAACAGUGGUUGCGAGCACGUGGAGGCAUUCAUAAUAAGCGUCGACGUCACGCUGGCUCCUCCCCCCGCUGCUCCAGAUCAGCCUCCAGCGGUUCCACGGCGCGUCCUGUCGCUGAAAGUCUCCGCGUUUCACCCGUUUCCCGUCGCGUAAACCCGGCCAGACCGCGCGCACACGAGCGGAACCCGAUGGCUUCGACGGCUUCCGACGGUUCCGAGCAAGAGUCGCCGAAUCCGAGCGAACAAAACGGCGACGGGAGUGAGUCGGGCCUACGCGCCGCCGAUCCGGAACCGGCCGUUAAGAUGGAGACGCACGAGAAGCCCAACGGACACGAGACUACAAAACAAAGCCCGGAGGAAGCCACGCGGGGAGACGGCGAGACCGAAGCGGAGCCGCAGAAGAGCCCCGGCAGCGCGGACGGGACGGCGGAGCGGAUGAAGAGAGAACAAAGGGAGGAGGAGAGCGCGCCCUCACCGGCGGAGAAAAACAGCGGCGGCGGCGGCGGCGGAGGAAUAAAGAGGCGCGCGAGUCUGGAGAUGAUGAGCCUGUCGUCGGACGGAGAGCCGCUCAGCCGCAUGGACUCAGAGGACAGUAUCAGCAGUACUAUCAUGGACAUGGAGAGCAUUGCUUCCAGCGGUCGUUCUCCCCCAGCUAUGAUGAACGGAUCGAUGUCUGUCUCUUUGAAGUGUGUGGUGGGUGGGUGCAAUGCCACCUUCGCCUCCCAGGGGGGGCUAGCGCGCCACGUGCCGACCCACUUCAGCUCACAGAAUUCCUCCAAACUCUCAAGCCAAACCAAGGUGAAGGAAGAGUCACCUUCCAAAGCGGGCAUCAACAAACGGAAGAAACUUAAAUACAAACGGCGGCGGUCAUUGCCACGACCUCAUGACUUUUUUGACGCUCAGACCAUGGAUGCAAUCCGUCAUCGCGCCAUCUGCCUCAAUCUAGCGACUCAUAUUGAGAGCCAAGGCAAAGGCCACAGCGUUGUGUUUCACAGUACGGUGAUCGCCAGGCGGAAGGAGGAUUCUGGGAAAGUGAAGGUGCUGCUUCAUUGGAUGCCAGAGGACAUACUUCCAGACGCCUGGGUCUGCGAGAGCGACCAUCCCCAGCUGAAGACCAAAGUGGUCCACCUCUCCCAGCUUCCUCAAGACACGGCGGUUCUGUUGGACCCCAACAUCUACAGCAAUCCCAUCAUCCACGAGGCCUUUCAGUGCGGCUCCCAUUAA